Messenger RNA from Populus trichocarpa (black cottonwood), 900 nucleotides. Its product is annotated as reticulon-like protein B9. The record is from RefSeq and is a predicted model, not a curated record. The coding region runs from base 72 to 737 and encodes 221 amino acids. Lineage: Eukaryota; Viridiplantae; Streptophyta; Magnoliopsida; Malpighiales; Salicaceae. The transcript is spliced from 5 exons.
UCAUUAAUCAUCUUACCUCUUUAUAGAAACAAAAGGGGGAGUUCUUAUAUUCAGUCCUAAGGAUCGUAAUCAUGCCGAUUAUUUAUUCAUCGGAUUCGGAAAAUGAAACAACGCCGCGGACAAAGCUUUUUGGGAGGCAAAGACCGAUACGUUCUGUUCUAGGAGGAGGACAAGUUGCUGAUGUAUUAUUAUGGGAAAACAAAAAAGUAUCAGCGGCACUUUCUGUUGGAAUGACUGUAUUGUGGCUUCUUUUCGAGGUUGCGGAGUACAAUCUUGUGACUCUCUUCAGUCACAUCUCCAUCGCUACAAUGCUCAUUGUAUUCAUAUGGUUUACCACCGCAGAUUUCUUCAAUUGGAGUCAUCCCGAACUCCCAACAAGUAUUUUAGACAAAUCUACAUUCCAGGAAUUCGCUUCAACCCUCCAUGGAAGAUCCAAUCAGGCCUUGUCAAAGUUCAUGGACAUCGCACGUGGAAAAGAACCAGCACUCUUCUUCAUGGCAAUAUUCUUUCUCUAUAUAUUAUCUGUGAUUGGAAACUAUUUCACCUUCUUGAAUUUCCUGUAUCUAUGUUUUGUUUGCUUGCAAACUCUGCCAUUUCUCUAUAAUAAAUAUGAGGAUGAGGUUGACAGGUAUGCUGGGAAAUUGAUUCGACGAGCUAAGAAAAUGUUUAAGAGGUUUGAUUCCAGUGUUCUUAACAAGAUACCAAGAGGGCCUGCGAAAGAGAAGAAAACCAGAUGAAAUGCCAUUUCUUUCCACCGAAGAUGAAAAUGUGUAAAUAAAAAGGUGCUUCGUUUAAUUUAUAUGUAUGCUUGUGGAAGUUUGUUAUCAUAGAUUUGCAAAGCUGGUUCCUUGUGUGAUGUAAAUAUGAACAGCAAUAAAAAGUUGGGAUUUCUCUUUUUUU